GCAUUGCUAGGCAGCAUGGCCCACGCUGUCGCUACCGUCGAGGAAAAGCUCAGGAGCAUCUCCACUGCCGUCGCCGACCUGGCCGACACCGUGCCCGUCCUCCAGCCAGCGGUGCAGCUCGUCGUCGGCGGGGUUGUCCAACUCCCCGGCAACGCUCUGCCCGAGGCCCAGGCCAUUGCAACCGGCAUCAACCGCAUAUUUGAGCGACUCGAUGAUAUAAAUACGGAGCUUCACGACAUGCGCACUGACAUCCGCACCAUCCAGGUGACCCAGAAGCUUGACGGCGCCUGGGGUAUCACCCGCAUUCAGAACUCGAAGGCGACCGCGCUCAGCCACCCUCUGAGCGCGCUCGCGACCAGGCCGAUCGUGGAGCCCGCCCCGGCGCCGCUGCCGGCCCUCGGACCCCCGCCGAUCGCGUUCCCCCGCACUCUACGCCAGCUGCGCGACCUCACGGGGCCCCAGCUCAACCAGAUCCUUGCCGCGUACGACCUUCCCAUCGAAGGCACCACGGACGAGCGCCGCGAGCGCCUCGCCUCUCACAUAGGGUGCGUCCUGUAGUUGUAGAGGGCCACCGUCAAGGUUAGAUACAAGUAAGGAUUGAAGGACGAACACAAAACGUCAUUUGUAACCCACACUGAGUUGUAAUAUACUGUACAUAUGCAUGUGUCAACG
Vanrija pseudolonga is the source of this 672-nucleotide messenger RNA. RefSeq lists its product as uncharacterized. The transcript is spliced from 4 exons. The record is from RefSeq and is a predicted model, not a curated record. The coding region runs from base 16 to 558 and encodes 180 amino acids. Lineage: Eukaryota; Fungi; Basidiomycota; Tremellomycetes; Trichosporonales; Trichosporonaceae.